This is a messenger RNA of Myxozyma melibiosi, 1584 nucleotides long. RefSeq lists its product as uncharacterized. The transcript has 3 exons. Lineage: Eukaryota; Fungi; Ascomycota; Lipomycetes; Lipomycetales; Lipomycetaceae. The coding region runs from base 138 to 1544 and encodes 468 amino acids. The record is from RefSeq and is a predicted model, not a curated record.
GCUCCUAAUUCAGCUGCUCUUUGCAGCAAUAAAAACACCCCGGAUCAACACCGAUAUCCAAUGCUGGCCGCGACCGCGUAACGCGUCUUUGACUGGAGCACCGAGCGCAACCACCCGCUACGCACUGAUUCAACAAAAUGGCACGCUUCGCGCCGCGAGGCGACAAUUCGCGUAAUCCUUAUCUGGAUAACGUGCCGUUGGACGACACGAACGACAACAUCUUCCUGGCCGAGUCCGACGACGACGACGACGAUUUUUUCUUCAACGAGCCUGAGAAAGACGGGUCGCCACGAAAAAAUCGGCGCACGACCUGGGAUCCUGCCGGCGAGUUCCGGACGUUGCCGGAUUCGCAGGAACGCAUAUACGUUUCCAAGCCACACUGGGCCGAAGCCGACGCGACGGACGACGAACAGAAUGGCGAACACAGAGAAACCGCAAAGGCUGAUGCCCAUGGGUUUUCGCUUUUACUGCUGCUCACAAAUGGGCUGGGGAUCGAUAGUCUAAAUAACCUGCUGAUGGCCGAUUCGUAUGCCCGCGAGGGAUACUUUGUAGUGAUGCCCGACCUUUUCUUUGGCGAUCCAAACGCGCCCAUCGUCCAACCCCCUAAAUCGUUCGGCCCAACAUCCCUCCUCUCACGCGUCAAAUCCCUCGCCGUCUCCUCCGCGACCGGCUUCCGCACAGACAUGUGGGUCGCACGACACACUGAAGAGCGCACGUGGCCGAUGCUCGUGCAGAUGAUUGACGAGAUUGUGGAUAUCUAUCGUCCGCGGGAUAUCAGCGUGGUGGGUUACUCGUUUGGCGGCAAGUACGCGCUCAAGCUGUUGCAAUUGCCGAUCGGGUCGCCUGACGCGAAGGAGCGGAGUAUGUCGAGCACGUCGAGUUCCAGUCUGGAGCAGACAAAGUCGCCGACUGCUGCGACUCCUCUCAAACAACAGUCCCCAGUGGCCGAGACUCCGAACGAAGAGUCUCAUGGGGAUGAAUCUCCAACGGAAGACGAACAGAGCGCGAAGCUAGUCCCUGAAGAACAAGCGGACGAACAAUCGCAAGAACAAGCCGAAGAACAACCAAUGACGCCCUCCAAGCCCACCCUCGAGAUCGAAAUCCCCACAACAGCAACGACAUCCCUCACCUCCCCCUCCUCAUCCACAGUCGCCUCCCCCACCGCCCAACCUCUUUCCCCUGCCCCGUUUCUUUCCCAGCCCGUCGUAAGCAGCCUGACCAACCCUCCCUGGUGCAGUCUCAUCACAACCGGCGUCAUCGCACACCCCUCCCUCGCCGAACUGCGCGACUUUGUCUCCAUCAAAAAACCAGUCCUCGUCCUCGCCGUGGAGGAUGAUCCGCUGUUCCCGCCAUCUCUGAUACAGGCAGCGAUCAAAGCUCUCGGCACGCACACCGCGUUCUACGACGUCAAGUUGUUUGACAGGAAGCUGCCACAUGGGUUUGCGGUUAAAGGCGACUAUCCUGCGGAUAACCGGCUUGUUGCGGAGAACCAGGCUCUUGCGCAUAGGGAUAUCGUCAGUUGGCUCAAGAGUUUUGUGGAAUAGGUUUAUUUUGUAUGAUACGUUGGUAGAUUUACUUUAGCAA